AUGACAGAGCCACGUAUGCGCCUGCGGCAAAAAGGCCAGCAGUUCCCUACACAAGACUCACCCUCGAUGCGCACCGUCCACCCCAGACCCCCAUCACCACCUCCACCACCAUCCACACCCAAACUAACCCUCCACCCCUUAUCCACAGUAGAAGCCUUCCUCCUCGCCUUCGGCGACAACGACUACCCCCUCCCCGAAACCAUGCGCGUCCUCGACGAAAUCAUAACCGACUACAUCAUCGAAACCUGCCACGAAGCCGCGUCCGUCGCGCACCACGCCCGCCGCGCCAAGAUCAAGCUCGACGACUUUAAAUUUAUGCUAAGGCGGGAUACGGGGAAGUUGGGCAGAGUGUCGGAGAUGCUGGAGACGGAUAAGGAGCUCAAGAGGAAGAGGAAGGCGUUUGAUACUGAUGAGGGGGCGGUGCUGGUGGAGAAGGAUGGUGGGGGGGAUGGGGAAGGUGGUGGUGGAGGUGGUGGAAGGGAAGGAGGGGGUGGGGGGAAGUUGGGGAGGCCGAGGAAGAAGGUUGAUGGUGGGGAGGGGGAUGGGGGAGGGGAGGAGCCGAAGAAGAAGAAAAAGAAGAAGAAGGUUGAUGGGGGUGGGGAUGAUGCUAGUACUGUGAGGAGUGGAUGA
Messenger RNA from Alternaria hordeiaustralica, 630 nucleotides. RefSeq lists its product as uncharacterized. The record is from RefSeq and is a predicted model, not a curated record. The transcript has 2 exons. Gene Ontology annotation, biological process: transcription by RNA polymerase II; RNA polymerase II preinitiation complex assembly. Gene Ontology annotation, cellular component: transcription factor TFIID complex. Gene Ontology annotation, molecular function: protein heterodimerization activity. NCBI's taxonomy places the organism in Eukaryota, Fungi, Ascomycota, Dothideomycetes, Pleosporales, Pleosporaceae. Bases 1 to 630 code for a protein of 209 amino acids.